Molecule: messenger RNA, 837 nt
Organism: Rotaria sp. Silwood1
Lineage: Eukaryota; Metazoa; Rotifera; Eurotatoria; Philodinida; Philodinidae
Source: the annotation of a GenBank genome assembly
AUGCGUGUAUGUAAUAAUACUAUAUUUAAUGUUGUUGGUGAACCCAAUACGGUUCUGUCCAAUGUACGAUUAAUUAUUGAAACAGCGAAAUCUGCGAAAAAUAUUUGGGACUUUGUGAAAGAUUUUCCACCUACUUUUGCUGAUUAUCUGGUAUCAAUAGUUUCAAAAUCACAUGAUGAUCAAAAUGAAGAAAAACAUACAAUAUCAAAUAAUCAUAGUUCAUAUGAUUUUGUUGUUGAUCUUACUCGACCUACAGAUAUUUUUCGAAGUCUUAACGCAUAUCCUGUUACAUUUCCACAAGGAAAAGAUUUUUACGAUAAUAAAAUUAAAGAAGAUGGCAACCAAAUAUCUCGUUUUGUAGUUAAUGUUGUAGGUCGUUACAAUGUUGGAAAGACAUAUAUUUUACGGAUGUUGGCUAAUAUUAAUCUGGGUCAUUCGUUCAUUGAACGUACGAAUGGAUUGAGUGUAUCGUUACCAUUUGUAUCUCAGACACAAGAUACGCCCCUAGCACUUAUUGAUACAGCUGGAACACGAACACCGGUCGAAUAUCAUGAUAAAACAUUUUUAGAAAAAUCAUACGAACGUCAAGUUAGUGAUUCUUUUAUUCAAGAGAUUGCUCUUAAUUCGGCUGAAAUUUUCGUGCUCGUAGUCAAUCAACUUACAUUAGAUGAUCAACUCUAUCUAAAAACACUUUAUAAAAGAUUAAAGGAUAAAAAUUUGAGUGAAAUCGAUAUCAAACAGAAGCUUUUAAUUGUACAUAAUUAUUUCAAUUUACGUACAAUUGUCGAAGUUGAAGAGCCUGAAAAAUCUGAACUUAUCAGAUUAUUUGGUGCAUGA